AUCAGAGCGUCCAGCAGUGACGCCGAGAGUAAUCGUCGUCUGCAGGAGGUGACUCAAACCAAAGAGAAGGGGAAGGCGAGGGACGUGCAAACGACAGGGGCAGGAAGAGCUGUCCUGUGGGCAACCUCCCCUGCACAAACGCUUUUGGAGGGGCUAGUGGGAAACCGAAAUGACCGAGAUUUCCCUCGCUGCUUAGCCUGAAUCCCUGGAUACCCCAGAGCCUGGGACGCCAGGCAGGAGGAAGAGACAGCAGUGAGGGGGUUGUGCUCCUGGACCAGCCCUUUGCACAUCAGCCGGCCCAAGGCCAUUUCACUCUCCAUCAGGUUGUCCCCCAGUGCUGGGAGGUGAGCCAGCACGGCCUCUCACUGCAGUACGUGCCUCCUCUUGCCCCUGGGACGAGAUGGCCGCCCUCAUCGCCGAGAACUUCCGCUUCCUCUCCUUGUUCUUCAAGAGCAAAGAUGUGAUGAUCUUCAAUGGUCUGGUGGCCCUGGGCACAGUGGGGAGCGAGGAGCUCUUCUCCGUCGUUGCCUUCAACUGCCCCUGCUCCCCUGCCCGCAACUACAUCUAUGGGCUGGCUGCCAUCGGAGUCCCGGCCCUGGCCCUCUUCCUCAUCGGCGUCAUCUGGAACAACCACACCUGGAACCUGGUGGCCGAGUGCCACAAGCGUGGCACCAAGAACUUCUCUGCCGCUGCCACCUUCCUCCUCUUCGGCUCCAUCAUGGGCCGGGCGGCCGUGGCGCCCGUCACCUGGUCGGUCAUCUCGCUGCUGCGCGGGGAGGCCUACAUCUGCGCCCUCAGCGAGUUUGUCAAGCCAUCAUCCCUGGACAAGUUCCCAGCCGACUACGGGGCCGAUGUCCUGGCCAGGUUCCCCUGUAAAGACGUGCCGGCCAACCUCACCAAGUUCAGGGACGAGGUGACGCGGAGGCUGAGAUACGAGUCCCAGCUCUUCGGCUGGCUGCUCAUCGGCAUCGUGGCGGUCCUAGUUUUCCUCACCAAGUGCCUGAAGCACUGCUGCUCGCCGUUGAGCUACCGGCAGGAGGCUUACUGGGCCCAGUACCGCUCCAACGAGGCCAAGCUCUUCCGACGCACGGCCGAGGUCCACUCCCGGAUCCUGGCAGCCAAGAACGUGAAGCAAUUCUUUGGUUUCGUGGCGCUGGACAAGGAGGAGAAGGAGAUGGUGCAGGAGUUCCCAGUGGACGGUGUCCAGCCGAGCCCCCAGUGGAAUGCCAUCACAGGCGUCUACAUCUACCGGGAGAACAAGGGCUUCCCCCUCUACAGCCGGCUCCACAAAUGGGCCAAAGGGGUGGAAGGCAACGGGCCAAGCCCAGAAGGCCACGAAAUGCUCUUUUUGGCUUCCUAGGACAGAUGGGUGCCGGCAGCAGCUCCCCAGACUGCCUGGCAGGUCUACCAGUAUUGGUGCACGGCUGAGGGAUUCACUGGGAAUAUUCCUCCCAGCAGGAUUACUGCUUCUCAGCGGGUAAAUAGGGAUGGAACAGCCUCAAGGUAGAGACAGAUAAGCAAUACACUGAGCUGGGGAACCCCUCCCAUGGAGACAACCGUCUCCUCGCUGCUCCUAGAGAAGCAAGAGGAGCAAAGAGCAGAUACACACCUUACCUCCAGGCUGCCAGUGCACCCUGCCAUCUACUGCACCAGCAAAAGCCUUGGGGAGCAAGAGGUUGGGGCAUUUCUAACCGUGGUUCCUGUGGUCCCACUCGUCUCCCACACGGCAGGGUUAGCCCCAGCCAUCCCCCAAGCCUGCUUGUUUUAUUGACCUUGGUAUCUUCUCACGGAGUUGUGCGGUGCCUGUUAAGCAGGCAGGUCCCAGAGCACUUUAUGGAUUUUACAGGGCAGGGAAAAGAGGGAAGCAGUGGGUAAAUUCCUAAGGCAAGGGGGAUGCAAUAGCAACUGGGAAGGAAUGGGUCAAUAAUACCACGACACAGCGAGUAACUGAGAGACUAAGGCAGGAGGAAUCACCAAUAUUCCAAAGACGCUCCAAUCACCAAGUUGGAAUUUGGGUAGGACCCCAAACUCCCUUUGUUCUUACUGAAGUGCCUGAUGACCUCUAAUGAGCCCAAACGGUCGCAACCAUGAGUUUACAAACCCAGAAGAUGGCACCAUCAGCAGAAUAGCUUUUGGGCGAGGUGGCUCGGUGGAGCCACGCCACCCUCUGCAGUUCAUUGCAUUUCUCACCCAACCAUCGGACCAGAGUCCUGCUUGUUUGGGUUGCGAGUUGUGGCAAGACCUCAACCAAACUAGUUUUACAUAUUUGUAUACAUACACAGAGAGAGUGUAUAUACUAUAUAAUCCUAGUUAGUUAGCUGCAUUAAUGGAGCUAUCCCCCAAGGGAUGGGAAAGGGACGAGAAAGUUGCCAGCCAAAAGACCACAUUUCAUACCCCCCACUGGGACUGCAGCCCUAGAGUGACGGGGGACAGUAGGAAAGGGAUGUAGGGGAGCAGCCCCUCUCUACUCUUCUACCAGCAAAUUUUCUUAAACUCUUUCCACUGCCUUAAAUGGUCCCUACAGCAGAAGGUCCCCUUUAUGGACUCAGCCAUACUCUGAGAAAGCAAAGCCAGAAAGGUGUAAAAUCACUGCCCUCACCGUGACACUGUGCUUCAGGGCUGCUCUUCUCGACCCUUUUCUCCUGGGGGUCAGCCAGGAGAAAGCCCCCAACACCGUUUCAAGAGUUGGCAGGACAAUGACGUUUGGUUUUCCUACUUGUACUGUUUCUUUAUAGGUACAACUGCCUCUUACACCAUGCUGUUUACCAAAAAGCCUUAAAUUGUUCAAAAAAAGACUCGAACCCACCA
Calidris pugnax (ruff) is the source of this 2808-nucleotide messenger RNA. RefSeq names its product calcium homeostasis modulator 2 (gene CALHM2). The coding region runs from base 401 to 1360 and encodes 319 amino acids. Lineage: Eukaryota; Metazoa; Chordata; Aves; Charadriiformes; Scolopacidae. The record is from RefSeq and is a predicted model, not a curated record. The transcript has 2 exons. Gene Ontology annotation, molecular function: monoatomic cation channel activity.